AUGUCAACUAGAACUUCAGGGAGAGCUAAAUCGGCUCAGCCAAAUAAAGUAUAUAACCCUGAAAUAUAUGCGCUAUCUAAUUUAAUACAGCAGGCCUCAAAUCACUUGGAACAGAAUAAGUCUAAAAGCUACGCCUCAAAACUCAGGGACAGACAAGCUUCUAGAAAAAGUACUUCAAGAGAUUAUGACAGAGGAGGAAAAAGCCCCGAAAAUUACUUAGAAACUCCUAAAAAUUGAGUGCCACCUGAACCAUUGCAGAUGACUCCGAGUGUUGUAGAAAAUGGGCAUCCUGGUCAUCUUCCAUUGCAAUGUAAACAAGACAGUGGGAGUGAUAAAAGUAUGCCAAAAAUGAUUUUUAUGCCAAUAGGCUUAUAAUAAAAUCAUUACGUUAAAAUUUAUCUGAUAAAGUAUAUGAAAAUGCAGGAUAGAAUAAGCACCGUAAACCCAUCAGAUAUAAGCUAUGAAAAACUUAGUGUUGAUAAAGACAAUCUUUUAUCUAUUGUAAGAGAUACAGAACCGAAAGCAGAAUUCAGAACCCCGAGCUAUCAUUAUAUAUCGAUCUCUUCAAAAAACUCAAGCCCUGAAAGAGGAGGAUAUAUAGAAAAUUCCUGGGGAUAGCGCGGAAUACGCUAUCCCCAGGACCAACCGGGAUCGGAUCCCACAUGGAACGAGGGUUCAAUGUGUGGAUCCAUUUUUGACACGUGAAAGUAAAUAUCUCACAUGUCAAAAAUGGAUCCACACAUGGAACCCCCGUUCCAUGUGUGGAUCCGAUCCCGGUUGGUCCUGGGGAUAGCGUAUUCCGCGCUAUCCCCAGGAAUUUAGUAUAUUUCAUUUAAGCCAAAAGAUGUACAAUACUUAGUUAAUUUAGAAAACACAAUAUUAAAAAUGUCAGUUAGGGAUAGGUCCUAGCUCCUGAUACAAACAGUAUGGACCUAUAAACCGAGCUUAGUGAGAGAAGUCAAUCUUCUUCAGAGUCUCGGCUUGAAGAAAAGGGUUGGUGCUGAGGCUGGCAAUGACUAGAGAAGUCUUAACGGGCUUAUUAACUUUAACGGUUUGAUGGUUAGGCUGGUUCACCUACUGUUGUUCAGAACUGCUAAUUUAGCUGAACCUCAAGUUAAGGGGACUUUAUAGGCAUCAAAAUGCUAGAGUAAUUCAAUAAACUUAAAAUUUAGAAAAAAAGUUAACCGAGCAGAGGAUUAAAUACAAAAAACUUGAACAGAAAUAUAAAGAGCUAUUAGCGAAAAAUUCAAGAUCAGAAGAAUUUUAUGAAAAUGCAAUACAAAAGCUCUCAUAUGAGUUGAAUCAGCUUAAAGGAAAAACUGAAAAAGAGAGUAGAGAAUCACCUACUCAAAAAGUUGAGGAAAAUCCUAUUUUUAAAAUUUUAUCAGAAAUAGAGAGUAUUAAAAUAAGGCUUACAAAAAUUGAAAAUGGUCAAAGAGGAAAUAAAGGAAGUUUGUUGUAA
This is a messenger RNA of Blepharisma stoltei, 1462 nucleotides long. Lineage: Eukaryota; Ciliophora; Heterotrichea; Heterotrichida; Blepharismidae. The record is from the annotation of a GenBank genome assembly.